GGUGUCGUCGCUGGAGGACUGCGCAGACCUGUGCCAGCGGGACGCUGGAUGCACGGGCAUCGAAUACGAGAGCAACGCUUCGACGUGCAAGGUCUGGGACAAGGCGAUCGUUGAAAGCACGGAGGCGCCGGGCGUCCAGUGCCUGAGGCGCAAGUUCCCCGGCUUCGAGUUCGCAGACGCCGUCCCGCCCUCCGCCCGUGCAGCGGACAGGUCGUGCAUCUUCGAGGACGCGGCCGGUGCAGCUGGCUCGAAGAGCUUCUCCCUCAACGACGUCGGGUCUGUCUACGAGUGCCAGGCCCAGUGUGUCCGGUGGGCCCCCUGCGUGGCCGUGGAGUACGACGGAUCCCGCAAGCGCUGCCAGCUUUCGCCACGCCGGGCGUCCUCGACAAAGCCGGCUGACGGUGUCGCUUGUCUGCAUUAUCACAACCCUGCUUUCGAGCCCGUGGACGGCAACGUGGAGCAGAUGUGCACGCAGCCCGAAGAGGACAGGGCCAAGGAGGGCGCCUUCCCGCCCCAGGGGGAUGUGACGACGCUGGGCGACUGCCAGGCGCGGUGUGCACGGACGGCCGCGUGCACCGGCGUGCAGCACCACAACAGCAGCUGCCUGGUGCUCACGUGGCCCAUCACUGGCGGCACGCCGACGCCCGGUGCCACGUGCCUGCGGCACGAUCCCGCGCCGUUUGUGGACCAGGGCCGCCGCGGUGCCGAGGAGAUGGCGUGCCUCACCGAAAGCGACUCCACACCAGUGAUGAUGCAGAGUAGCAUGACCGUGUACGAGUGCAAGACGGCUUGUUCACGUACUGAUUUCUGCCAAGGCAUAGAGUACUUCGAGGACGAACUCAGCUGGUGCCACCUGGUGAUGGAUCCCAUCACCGGGUCGAAGGAGAAGAAGGGCUCUCGGUGCCUGGUGAAGCAACGCCCCGAGACCGCGUCCCUCUUCUGCUUCACCGUCAUGCUUCCCUGGAGCGACGAGCCGAAGCUGCUGGCCAUGCAGCUGAAGGAGCGAUGGGGCAUCUUCGCGUGCGACCAGGCGAUGGUGUACAGCAACCCCGUAGGGGAGAUCGGCGGCAUCGCGACCGGGCUAGUUGACACUGACCUUCAUUGCGAGAUGGGUGGGGAGCCCGGGCUCAUGCAGACUGUCCUCAACACCCCUGUCUUCGAGAAGGCGUGGGAACAGGUCAUCCAGCGGGUUUCCGCGCCCACGACUGGGUUGUCAAGGCCGACCCAGAUACCGUGUUCCUCCCUGAGCGGAUUCGGCAGAUUGUCCAGACAGUCCCACAGGACCACUUGGUCCAGGACGGGAUGUUCUUGAAGAACUGUAAGCUCGGCUUGCACGGUCCGAUCGAGGUGAUAUCGCGCCGCGCCGUGGAGAUCUACGCCACCGGGAACGCGCAGUGCGAGCGCCCUGGGCAGGAGGACGUGUUCAUUGCGUCGUGCCUGACCAAGCUGGGGGUCUACGAGCACAUGCAGGAGAAUGUGCUCGCGGAGGGGGAGUGCAUGCGCGGAGAUUUCAACGCGAACCCGACCUGGUACUUCUGCAACAGCAGCCACGCUUCGUUCCACCCCCUCAAGACCGAGGAGCAGUACAGGGACUGCUUGAGCAACGCGAGGUCGUCGACAUUCAAGCUUCCUGAGCCUGCCGCAGAAUAGCAUGUUUGACCCUGUGCAGCCACAGGGGGGGGCUGAGAAUUCCUCCGUUUCAUCAUCCUUCCUCGGCAUCCUCGCCCUUCCCUUCCCGCAACUCUUUGCUCAUUGGCCACACGGCUGUUGCUAGCUGUUACCAGCUUGCGUAUACGGACAUAGCUCGCCUGCGCGCCAAUGUGUGUUUUUAUCAAGUGCACGUAGUCGUAGGUUGGUCGAUGUUGUCCCAUCGCAUCAUCCGCUUUUAGGGGCCUGGCGCCAGGGCUUAAUGUGGUUCUUGGCGCCAUUUUGGCCUAGUGUUGCAUGGAGUCCUUGGCCAGGCUAGACCUUCACUCCACCUCCGGCCACGCCGACCUCUCGAGGGGCGCGGCCGCGCUCGGGCUGCGGCCCUCUGGGGCCUCCGGGGAGCUCCGCGGCCGAGCGCGCUCUCUGCCCCGUCUCCUUGGCCCAAGGCGCGGUCCCUGGUUCCAGGGAGGCUCCGUGGCCUUUCGCGCAGUAUCUCGGAGCAGCCCUCACCCCCUGUUCCCUUGGUGGCGGCGCCAUCGCCUCACCCUGCCUGGCGACACACCGCCGCUGGGCUUGCUAACGCCGCUUUGUCCCUGGCUACCCGUGCGCUGCCCAGCACUGGGCUUACC
Prorocentrum cordatum is the source of this 2276-nucleotide messenger RNA. Lineage: Eukaryota; Dinophyceae; Prorocentrales; Prorocentraceae. The record is from the annotation of a GenBank genome assembly.